GUCUGUGUUCUGUGUACCGCGGUGUACAGGGUGACGCGAAUCAACAUCGUUCUACAUCAUUCUACAUCGUGAUGCCGUAAACCGGCGUGGAUUAUUCGAGCGCUGUAUACGAUUUUAAAUAACAUUAAAGAGGAAUUUUAACAUGCGUAUCUCGAGCCACGUUACAUACAUCCUGCAACGCUGUCUCCCGUAAUAGAGUACACCUAGUCUGGCAUAAUGGAUGAACCGCCUAAAAAAUUACCGUGCAAUACGCUAACGGCCAAAGAAUUGCUGUGCAACAGGGGUAUUACUAAUCACACUCUGGAGAAAUGGGAGAGGUCCUUGAAAACUUUGCCUAAAAAUGGACAAAAGCAUUUUGAGCCUGAUAAUUCCAUGCUUCAAAAUGUUCAAAUAGAGAAUGGACUUAAAAAUCGUAGAGACUUGUUGAAUAUUGAGAGGGUUGAACGCAUCUCAGAAUUAGCCUGUGCCGAGUGGUUACCAUCUCAGAAGAGAGCUCGCGUUACUAAAAGAUCUGGUCAAGACUGGAGCAAUUUUGGUCUGGAGAGGAAUGGUUCAUUAUAUUUGCUAGCUGAGGAAACAUUAUUUCUCAUGGAAACGAAUUGUCUUGAACUCAUUUGGAAUGGACUAUCAUGUUCGAUCCAGCAAGCAUACGAAAUUUUGCUUGAUGAUUCGGCAUGUACUCUGGAAGAAUAUAGGGUUUACAGUCAAUUAACUCGCUAUGGCUAUCGUAUACAACGCUAUUUGUAUGAAGAGUUGGACAAGUGCAACAAAACGGAUGAGUCCGCUCCCGCUAAACGGAAAAUUAUUGUUGAUCCUGAGAAUGGACUGAGAAUGUCUGACAACCAAUCACAGAAUAAGCCAAACUCAAAAAAAUCCAAACCAACUUUGACAAAGGAUGCGCCACAGACAUCGGAUAAACCUCCUGUUAGUCUUAAUAUAAAAGACCAUCAAAAAACUACUGUACAAGAAACUGUAAAACAGACAGUACGUAAUCUAGUAGACAUUGUAUGUAAUAUAGAAAGUAAUGAAAAUGGAAAUAAACCAGCUACUUCCCAAGGAACGGCAAACAAUGUAACAGAAAACGAUACAAAUAACGAAGAAAAGAAUCGAAAUUCUAAACCGGAAAUAAUUUCCGACGAGACUUUGUUGGGCAAUAUUUUAAUUCUUAAAGACACGUCGUGUAAAGCAUCGAAAUGGCCGGGUGCUCGCAUUCAGCGUAACGUUAAAAAGUUGCCUAAGAGAAACGACAAAGUAUCACCGCCAGAAAUUUCUAUAAUCGAUUCUAGUAGCACAGGUGAUAAUUCCAGACAUACAGCGAAACGGAAGGUUUUUACACAAAAUGACGAGUGUCAUGCGAAAAAAUCAAAACAUGAGGUGAUUGAGCUGUUGUCUGACGAUGAAAUUCAAGAAUUACCUCGGUGUAUGACAAGAAUGGAAAUGUUGAAUCUUUUACCAAAUAUCGCCUUACAAUCGGAAAUUAAGGAGAAAAUUUCCAGACGAUAUAUACCACACAAUAUAAGGCCUCAGAGGAGCAUGUAUCAAUAUAAUCGGACGUCGAUUUUAAAAAUGCAGGAAAACGACAAACGAGUGCGACAAAAUUGUAAAGAUAAUAGAACCAACGCCAGACAAAAUGCGUCUCACUCUAGGAGCCCUCUUGCUAUUAAUAACAGAAGUCCUUUGCUACCAAAUCCACCUUCACUUGCGCGUAGUCCAUCUUGUCCAUCACGACCGUUUUAUGCCUUAGACCAAGUUCACAGAACGAACAUCAGCUUGCCUUAUCCAUACAGAUUUCCAUACAAUUAUCUUUCAGACGUUUAUAUGCAGAAUAGGGUCACGCAGAAUGUAUUUCAAAAUUUAUUCGUCGCUUUUGGGAACCAUGGAAAUGCCGUUCAAAGAAGUCUCACCAUACAGAUGAACAAUUUUAUGAUGCCGAUAGAGGGAUAUCGAACGAGAAAUUUCUUUACGGAGAACUCGCUUCGACACGGCUUCUAUCAAAAUGUUUUAUGGCAGCAAAGAUUUUGUCAGCGGAGAAUGACAGAGAACGCGUUGACACACAGCAACGCGCAUUCUGUUGUCUCAAGACGACGACACGAUGAUGCUAGUAGUUCAGUCAGUCAUGAGAUCGUUAAUCGGCCUUCUUUUACGACACGUUUAGGAACUAGUUCGUGGAUGGAAUUGAAGAAAAGAUGGUCUGAAGAAAAAACUAUCACUAUCGACGAUGAAGAUUAUAAAAAUAUGAAUGAGGAAGAUUGUACAGAAGUGCAAGUUGUAAAGCUUAUCAAUCCUUUGGUUGGUCCUAGAAACGCAUCCUCGCUGACAGAAAUCUUUAGUAAACUCGCUAUAAUAAAAUCAGCACCGGAAAGAAUUGUCAGAAGGAAAAAGAGUAAAUAUAAGAUAUCAUAUAAUGUGUACUCUUGUACACAACAUUAUAGAAAGGCAAAUCCUGGUCAACCACUGUACAGUUUAGUAGUGAUAAGAAAAGAAGACUCAAUCCUGCAACCUGUUGAAUUAAAUCGUUUACAACAAGAUGCGAAAGGCUCUCAGAUAGUAUUAGCAUACGUGUCAAUGUCAAUAUCAUACAUUCAGCCAGGUAUUAUAACAAUGCCGAACAUAUAAUUUUUUAUUCAGGUACAUGUAAUUAAAGUUAUUUUGGAGAAAGCGAUAUAAUAUAUCUAUAUUAAAGAUUAUCCUGUAAGAUCCAUAAAUUUCUUUUGCUAUAUCUCAAUAAACUUUUAUAUGUAUAUGAUACUUCCUUUAAUUAAAAAAAAGAAGAAACUAAUAAAACUACAAAAUGGACACUGUUA
Solenopsis invicta (red fire ant) is the source of this 2804-nucleotide messenger RNA. RefSeq lists its product as uncharacterized. The transcript has 5 exons. Gene Ontology annotation, cellular component: tRNA-intron endonuclease complex. Gene Ontology annotation, biological process: tRNA-type intron splice site recognition and cleavage. The record is from RefSeq and is a predicted model, not a curated record. The coding region runs from base 217 to 2616 and encodes 799 amino acids. NCBI's taxonomy places the organism in Eukaryota, Metazoa, Arthropoda, Insecta, Hymenoptera, Formicidae.